AUGUCAUCGAGUCCUGUUUGGAAAAUGCGAGUUAAGUAUGAGCCUGUGUCUGGGAACGCCGAUGAAUUAAUUACCGAAAAAGGAAAUCGUCAAAGUUCAAGCUUAAGUGAUGAUACAUCCAUUUCAUCAGCCACAGCUCUGACAGAUUAUGAACCAAUUUUAGCAAAGAACCAAGCAAGACGUGCAGCUAACAACAAUUUUGAAGACAAUGUCCCCACUAGUGGACCACAGAGAAAGCUCAAGAAAAUAUCCCGAGGUGUUUUUGGCAAUACUCGAAUUACUAUAAAUAUCUCCGGAUCAAGGUUUGAAACCUUCGAAAGCACGCUCGCAAGAGUUCCUGAUUCAUUGUUGGGAACGCCAUCAAAAAGAGCGCCGUAUUAUGACUCGACAAAGAACGAAUUUUACUUCAGCACGGACCGUGAUGUAUUUGACAGUAUCUUAUUCUACUACCAAUCUGGCGGAAAUACCGGUGGGAUUCUUGUGAAACCGGAUGGGAUACCAGACGGAAAAUUUCUCGAGGAGGUCAAGUUUUUUAAAUUGGGAGAGGACGCCGAAAGAAAACUGGGAUACAACGUGAAAAGUAGAGACAUUUCAAUGGAAUCAUUGCCCAGUAGAGAGUGUUCUUCAAAGAUAAGACAGCUCUUCAAUUCAAGCAAGACGAACAAAGCAUCCCCUUUGCGUAAAGUUGUAGACAUUUGGACCAUAUUCAUAACAAUCUUUUUCAUCACUUUACUUUGUGGCAAAACAGAAUACUCUCUCAGGGAAGCUUUUGUUUUGGACCAAUGUUGUGACCAGAACAAAACAGACACUUUAUUCCGGCGACGUGAAAUCAAACUUUUCUGGUCGUUCAGCGAAAAAUUUUGCAUUUCGUGGUUUACGCUGGAGUACGCUCUUCGAGCAUUCAGUGCAACAAGUAGGGUGGCUUACUUAAUUUCAGCUCAAGGUAUUUUUGAUAUGUUAUCUUUCUUCCCUCACCUAAUGAUGCUCAUAAUCCAAGCUUUAGCGUCAGAAACCUCAACAAUUCCUUUGCAACGCGUGCUUCUGUUCCUCACGUUCUUUUCACUUUUCAAGCUGACUCGCUACUCGUUAGGCUUACAAGUGUUCUUGAAAACAAUUCAGACAAGCCUUAAAGAACUGAUGCUGUUGUUAGUUUGCGUGGCAAUCAGCCUGGUACUGUUUUCAUCGGUGAUAUAUUACUGUGAAAGUACUGUCCCAGCUACUAAUUUCACAAGUAUCCCCGCCACAUUUUGGUUCACCAUCGUUACCAUGACUACGGUGGGAUACGGUGACAUAACGCCAGUCACAGUGGCGGGAAAAGUUUUCAGUGCGCUAUGUGCAGUAUUCGGAGUUUGUUGUGUCCUGGCGAUACCAUCUACAGUCAUUGUCACAAAUUUCAACUUCUUUUAUCUGAAACACAAGGAAAUUGCAAAGCCAAAGAAACAGAAACGGCCGAAGAGUAGGAUGACCGCUCUGCAAAAAUGGGUGACCCGGUUUCGAAGCGUAUCAAUGUAA
Pocillopora meandrina is the source of this 1512-nucleotide messenger RNA. The record is from the annotation of a GenBank genome assembly. NCBI's taxonomy places the organism in Eukaryota, Metazoa, Cnidaria, Anthozoa, Scleractinia, Pocilloporidae.